This is a messenger RNA of Maniola jurtina (meadow brown), 2423 nucleotides long. Its product is annotated as glutaredoxin domain-containing cysteine-rich protein CG31559-like. NCBI's taxonomy places the organism in Eukaryota, Metazoa, Arthropoda, Insecta, Lepidoptera, Nymphalidae. The transcript is spliced from 5 exons. Gene Ontology annotation, biological process: sensory perception of sound. The record is from RefSeq and is a predicted model, not a curated record. Bases 424 to 2421 code for a protein of 665 amino acids.
UUGCGUCCGUCACCUGCGCAUGACGCACGCGCAUCGCUCCGAUUGGCGGAUUCGAAAUUAUAUUACGUUAAAAACGAGCCGAGCCGGCCAAUUGCGUUCGAUUUCUUAUUCGCGACUUUUACAUUACAUAUACAGAGUGUCCCGUUAGUGUUUGUUGUGUAUGUGACAUUGAAAACUGUUUAUGACAGUUGAUUGUGAUUUGAAUAUUCCAUUAAGAGGUUGGAUGUUUUUUAUAUUAUUUGGUAAAUAAAUAGCGCACGAGAGAAACGGAGCGGGCGUGCGGAUUAUUGACCUACUCGCCAGUCAACCGGCGACCGGAACCAUUAUGCCUUAUACAUCCACAACAAUCUAAACCGAUAGACCUGACUCGAAUAGCAACCGGAAGAACCGUUACUUAAUUAUGCCAAUUUAUUAACCUGCAACAUGAUGGAGGAGGUGACGACUCGCCCGAAUGUCGAGUACAUCCCCCCUCUCACGCCCAAGGCGAAGCAGAGGACUGGAUCGACUACUUUUACGCAGAUAACUAGCGAUGAUGCUAGCCUCCGAGUGAAUGGAUUCACCGAUAGCCGGUCAGACAUGGACUCUCUAAGUUCGAUGCACUCUCUUGUCCUUAAUACUAAGACACCAACAACAACGGUAUUCGUAGCGGCAACCCAGCCAGAGCGAUCCGCGAACACACCCAGCGCAGACGCACUCACGACGAACGGUCCACACGUGGUGACGAUCAGAAUCAACACGGAUGCCGACAAGCCAAAAGCACCGAAAAUCUCAAGCGUUCACCUCAAAAGCGACGUCGACUUCGAUACUUUCAAACUGACAGAACCGACCAAGAAAAGCAGUUUAGUCAGAAUAAACGUCGACGAAACCGACAGCCGGCCGAAAAUUCUAGACAAUGAAGACUUAUCUAAAGUGGAUAAGCCUCCGUACAUUUACUGCAACUCGUACGUGAACACAAUAUCGAGUAUGGUAAUGUCGAGCGGCCAGUGCUCUCCGAGCGACACUUUAGAUUCAGGGACGUGUAGCGACCUCGAUGGCACUCCGCCGCCGCUCCCAAAAAAGAAGACGUCAAAAUCCAGCUCCGCAAAGAAAGCCGUCUCCGUCACGGUAAUUAGCUCGACACGGAAUCAAAGCGAGGUCGAUUUCGAAGAUAACGACUCUAACAUAUCGUGUGAUUCGCUAAAUAGUAGCGAGUUAAAUGGAAGCGUGCACGCCGACGAAAGUCACAGCGACGAUGCGAGCAAAAAAGAAAAGAAACAGUCUUCCGAGGCGACGCUGCAAGCGUUAGCCAAAGCGAACAAUAAAGACGGCAGCUUUCUACCUCAAGGUCUGCUGCGAGACAUUAGAGAUCGCUCAGCGAAACUGAACACGGUCGAAACCGAGAGUGAGUUGCAGAUCGAGCCCACUGAGGAAGUGAGCCCGAGUAUCAAUGAAAAUGCUUUAUCGAAGGAAAGCGCACAGCUAACAUCGUUCCGUUUAGUUUCCCAGCUCAAUAGCGAGGUAAAGAAACAUAGUGCGGAAUGUUUGAAGAGCAGUGUGGAACCUAUGAAAAAUAAUGUUGAAUCCUAUAGCAGCGGUUCCGUGUCUCUACCGGGAACUCUGAACAAAACUCCGCUGAUCAGUGAGAGUACAUACGAGGAACGAAAGCAAUUGGAUAAAAUGAAGGAAGAACAAUUGUAUUACAGCAGUCACUAUUUCGAUACGGACAAAUUUUACGAUUUCCAUUUAAACGAAAAACAGUUUGAUGAUGUGCCAGUGAAAAGUGUAAGUGAAACCAAAAGUGUGUGCAAUGACCUCCCGGAAAUGGAGUAUUUCGCCGGUAUCAAAGACUAUAAAAACGAGGAGCUGCCGUCUACGAUAAAAAGUUCAAAAGGGACGAUUCGCGGUGUAAAAAACCGCGUUCGAGCCGGCAUUGCGACAUUCCUGCAAAUACAAAGCACGACAAAGAGUUACAAAGAAAAAGAUGCGGGCAAAGUGGUCCUAUACACCACAACGAUGGGAGUGGUACGCAACACAUACCAGAGGUGUCUCUUGGUGAAGAAGAUCCUGAGGAACCUUCUGGUGAAGUACGAAGAACGGGAUGUCUUCAUGAGCAUGGAAUACCAGGAUGAGAUCAGGGACAGGAUGAAAAGCGAUCAGAUUUUGGUGCCUCAGCUAUUUAUAGAUGGACACCAUAUUGGGGACGCGGAAACCGUAGAGAAACUGAACGAGAGCGGCGACCUCAGGAAAAUGCUGAAACCGUACAAGAGUCCCGACGCCUGCCACACUUGUCAAUUGUGCGGCGGUUUUCGUCUGCUGCCCUGUCGCAUAUGCAACGGGUCCAAGAAGAGUUUACACAGGAACCAUUUCACCGCCGAAUUCGUCGCCCUUAAAUGCAUGAACUGCGAUGAAGUCGGGCUCGUCAGAUGUGAAGCGUGCUCUUAAUU